AUGGCAAUUCCAUCCAAAAUUGUAUCAAUAUGGCGUUUGUUGGUAACAUUAUCCAUUUACUCAUCUUUCUUAUUAAGCCAUGUUGUUGUUGUCUCCGGCCAAUGUCUCAGCCAUCAACAAUCUUUACUGAUUCAACUCAAGCAUUCUCUUGUAUUCGGCGCAGAAUCGUCCACAAGUUUGGUGCAAUGGAAUGAAAGCUCCGAUUGUUGUACUUGGCCAGGUGUAAAUUGUGAUCAUGAGGGACAUGUCAUUGAUCUCAAUUUGCGUGACGAGGCAAUCUCGGGCGGCAUUGAUGAGAAUUCUACCCUCUUCAACCUCGUGUAUCUCGAAAGCUUGGAUUUGUCCUAUAAUUAUUUCAACUCUACCAUUCCAUCAGUGAUUGGUAACCUCACAAAUUUGAGGGAUCUUCGCUUGUCAUAUGCUGGCUUUGUGGGGCAAAUUCCAAAAGAGAUAUCACACCUCACAAGAUUGGUUACUCUUGACUUAUCUACGUCGGAGUAUUUGCAACUACUUGAGAGCUCAAAUUUGAGUAUGCUGGUUCAGAACCUCACCAAACUCGAAUACCUAUAUCUUGAUGGUGUAAAUAUUUUGUCUGUCGAGAAUGAUUGGGCUCAGGACUUGUCAUCUUCAUUGCCUAAUCUUAAAGUUUUGAGCUUCGGUUAUUGUUCUCCUUCUGACAAUACAGAUAAGUUGCUUGCCAAGCUUAAUCUUCGAUGCUUCUCAAGGAUUCAACUUGAUUUCAACAAGUCUUCUGAUCCAUCUCCUAGAUCUUUUGCAAACUUCUCAAAUUUGGUAUCCUUUUCGACAGUUGAUUGCACCUUGCAUGGAAUGUUUCCCAAAGAGAUCUUUCAGGUACCAACACUAAAUACUCUUGACAUAUCCUACAAUGAAUUACUUGAUGGUUCUUUGCCAGAAUUUCCCCCGAAUAGUACACUUCGUAGUUUGGUGAUUACCUCCACAAAUUUCGGAGGGAGUUUACCUGUUUCUAUUGGUAACCUUGGCCAAUUAACAAAAUUAGAUGUUGGCAAUUGUCGUUUCAGUGGAUCACUUCCAAAGUCAAUCACAAACCUCACCAAUCUUGUUUAUCUUGAUUUAUCAUCUAACAACUUCACUGGUCCACUUCCAUCUUUUCAUAUGUUGAAGUACUUGACAGAUUUACACCUUUCUCAUAACCGCUUCACAGGCCGAAUUCCAUUGGCUCAUUGGGAAGGUUUUCUGGAACUUGUCAAUGUGGAUUUAAGGAAUAAUUCCCUCAAUGGAAAUAUUCCUUCAUCUAUGUUUUCCCUUCCUUCAGUGGAAAUGAUUGACCUUUCCUACAACCAAUUUACCGGUCAAGUUCUUGAAUUUCCAAAUGCAUCUUUUUCUAUGUUGAAAACAAUUGAUUUGAGUAGCAACGACCUACACGGUUCUCUUCCCAUGUCAAUCUUCAAACUCACAAAAAUUAAACAUAUCUCACUUUCUUCCAACAAGUUCAAUGGUACCAUACAACUUAAUAUCAUUCAAGACCUUAAACUUCUUUCUUCUCUUGACCUUUCCUACACCAAUUUAUCAGUCGAUGCAAGUACUGGCAAUUCUAAUUCCUUUUCUCUUCCCAAAUUUCUUGCUGAUUUAAGACUUGCUUCUUGCAAACUUGGAUUAUUUCCUGAUCAAAUCAAGAACCAAAGAAACAUGUCUUAUUUGGACCUAUCAAACAACCAAAUUCAUGGCGAGAUACCAAAUUGGAUUUGGAAAGUUGGGAAUGGUUCUGACUUCUUUCUGAAUCUUUCACAUAAUCACCUGGUAGGCAUGCAAAAACCUUAUUCAUUUUCCAAUGUUGACACCCUUGAUCUAAGUUUUAACCAGCUUCAUGGGAAAAUACCUAUUCUACCACCAUAUCCUACCUACUUAGACAUGUCUAACAAUUUUUUUAAAUCCUCCAUUCCAUCUGACAUUGGUAAUUGCCUUUCUCGUACUCGUUAUCUCUCCCUCUCAAACAACAACCUUACAGGAGUUAUACCCGAAUCGGUAUGCAAAGCGAGUAACAUGGUACUUGCUGAUCUAUCCAACAACAGUUUAAGUGGCAGAAUACCACAAUGUAUGCUUGCACUGAGUCAUAUUCAGGGGAUCAAUCUUCGAAGUAACAAAUUGAGCGGUCCAAUUCCUGACGCACUUGUUGUCAAUUGCAGCUUGCAGAUACUAUCUCUUAAUGGAAACUUACUUACAGGUAGGAUUCCAAAAUCUUUGGCGAACUGCAGAGCUUUGGAGGUUUUAAACUUGGGGAACAAUCAAAUUUUCGACACUUUUCCUGUGUUAUUGAAAAAUAUAUCCAGCUUGCGUAUCCUUGAUCUGCAAGCAAACAAAUUCUAUGGGCACAUUACAUGUCCAGACAGCAUUGGUAAUUGGCCAGUGAUUCAAAUUGUGAAUAUAGCUUCUAACAAUUUCAGCGGUGAACUACCAGGCAAGUGCUUAACAACAAAAUGGCAUGCAAUGGUUGACACGAAUUUUGACUUUCGUGAAACUACUCCAAGCUACAUCAGUUAUAAUUAUGAGGAUACAGUGACAGUUACCAACAAAGGUCUAGAAAUGGAGCUGGUGAAGAUAUUCAAGGAUUUUUGCGCCAUUGAUUUUUCAAGCAACAACUUCCAUGGCGAAAUACCAAAAGAGCUUGGACUACUCAAAUCUCUCUUACUACUCAAUUUGUCCAAUAAUGCUCUCACCGGUCAUAUUCCAUCAUCUUUUGGCAACUUGCAUCAACUAGAGUCCUUAGACCUCUCAAAGAACCAUCUGAAUGGGGAAAUUCCAGCAUCAAUUUCAAACUUGAAUUUCCUUUCUUUCCUGGAUGUGUCAUAUAAUCAACUCGUUGGAAGAAUUCCGAAAGGUAAUCAAAUUCAAACGUUUUCAGCUGAUCGUUUUGAAGGUAAUGAAGGAUUAUGCGGGCCUCCUUUGACGCCAAAAUGCGGAGAUGAAGGGGAAGAUACGCAGCCAGAAACACCAGAUGAAGAUGGACAUUCAAACUCUGGCAAUGGGAUUAAAUGGGAAUUGAUAGGUGCUGAAGUUGGAUACAUUGUUGGGUUUGGAAGCGUGAUAGGACCACUUGCUUUUUCCAGAAGAUGA
Molecule: messenger RNA, 3093 nt
Organism: Ziziphus jujuba (common jujube)
Lineage: Eukaryota; Viridiplantae; Streptophyta; Magnoliopsida; Rosales; Rhamnaceae
Product: receptor like protein 23-like
Exons: 1
Coding region: 1-3093 (1030 amino acids)
Molecular function (GO): protein binding
Source: RefSeq, a predicted model, not a curated record